Messenger RNA from Vitrella brassicaformis, 1848 nucleotides. NCBI's taxonomy places the organism in Eukaryota, Vitrellaceae. The record is from the annotation of a GenBank genome assembly.
UGUAUCGGUGGGCGGGUGGGUGGACAUGGUCUGCAUUGACUGACUGACUGACAGAUACUCAUACUGGCAUUUUGCCUGUCUUUUCAAUCAUUUUGUCGUCCCUCAAUCGCAUCCACACACACGUCAAAAGUCUCGUGUCACUGUCACACGAUCCAUGCACAAGGACACUCACACGCAAGCCCCCUACUUCUUCCUCCUUGGCCGUCUCGCAUUGGCCCUUCUCUUCCUGCCGGUCCCUUUGCCCCCUCCUGCAGAUGGUGCCCCGCCCCCACCAUCAGCCGUCACCAGCUCAAACAUGCUGUCGCCUCCCCCGCCCUUGCUGGCCGCCUGCUGCUGCUUUUGGCCCUUGGUCAUCUCAGCGAGCAUUUUCCUGCUCUGCUCCUCGAUCAGCCGCUUCUCGGCCGCCUCCUUCUCCGCCCUCUCCCUCAUCAAAGCGCCCAUUCUCUCUUCCAGAAGACGUGCCUGCUGGGGAUUGUAGCCGAACAAUGCGUCGACAUAGUUCUCGGCAUCGAAGUCUCGGAGGUCCUCCAGCUUCUCCCCCACACCCACGAGCUUGACGGGCAGGUUCAGGUCCCGAACCACCGACACGACAAAGCCCGCGCGAGCAGUGCCGUCGAGUUUGGUGACCACCAGGCCGGUCACCCCGAUGUCCUCCUGCCAUAUGCGGGCCUGCUCCACCGCAUUGCGGCCGAUGGACGCGUCAACCACCAGGAGGAUCUCUGCGGGGGCGGCAGGGAGUCUCUUGGACGUCACUUUGACCAUCUUCUCGAGCUCCUCAUUCAGAUCGACGUUGUUGGCCAGCCGGCCGGCGGUGUCGACAAUCAUAACGUCGUAAGGCAGCCUGCCGGACUCGUCUGGGAGAGGAGUCAGCGCCUCGUCCAGGGCGGCCUCGACCACCUUCCAUGGCUCCGUUUCCCCCUCCUGCGGCCUGUGGAUGUCCACUUGGGCGCGGUUGGCCCACUCCUCCAGCUGGUCGACUGCUGCUGCGCGAAAGGUGUCGCAGGCGGCGACGAGCACACGCUUGCCCUCACCCCGCAGCCGAGCCGCCAGCUUGCCGAUGGUGGUGGUCUUGCCCAUCCCGUUGGCACCCAUGACCAUCCACACAGUCAGCCCGUCAGGGCUGUACCGGAGCGCACUUGGCGACUCGGUGGUCUCGCCCUUGUCUGUCCCCAUGCGCAGCACCUCCAGUAUCUUGCCUCGCAGGACCAUCUUGAUGUCUUCAGGGUCGAUCUUCUCGCCCCUCGCCGUCGCCCGCAGAUCGGUCAGGAUGUCGGCUGUGGUGGCCGUGCCGAUAUCUGCUGACAACAGGAUCUCCUCGAGCUGCUCGAGCGCCUCCUCCAACUCGAGGUUUACCAUCCCGAAGAGGCCGGAGAGGCUCGCCAGCAGCCGGUCUCGCGACUUGCUGAGCCCCUCUUGGAACUUCUGCAGGUUCUCGCCCACCUUGGAAAGCUUGUCAAUGUCCUCCUGGGCCUUGCGCUGGAUGAAGUCGAGAAUCAUCGAUGGCUGGUGGUGGGUCGGCCGCCGGGCGUAAGGGCGGGUGGCACGCCGUCGUGGCAAUGGGUUGUGCCGGGUGUGCCAUCCGCGAUAUGAGGGCAGCGGGGCGAUGAAAGAUGGAAGGUGGGAUGAAAGGGUGUAGAGGGAGCUCACUGCUGAUAUGGCUGAUGCCACUGCUGCUGUCCAGAGGAGGAGCAGGACGCUCGAGAAAGGCAGCAUCGCCAUGGGAUGCUGUCGAAUGCACAUGCUGCGAACGAAACUAUACCACCAAAUCGCUGUUUCACCUCUUGCUGCUCACAGCGCUCUCUUCAUAUGCAGUCCAGCGACGUCUGCUGAAGCUUUUGCAGAUCUGCC